AUGUCAGAGACGGAGGCUGUCACGACCGAAGGGCUCCGAAUUCGGGGCCAAGUCUCAUAUGAUCUCUUGCUCCCUGGAGUCAAGGGAGCGCUCAAGCUCUCUGGCCAGCACAGUAGAGACGAGAUGCACUCUGACGGACACUGGUGCGGCGAAGUGAAAACAAACGCAACGACCACCGCAGAGCAUGUCCUGCUGUGCCAGGCUCUCGGCAUCCAGCUCGACGCGGACCGAGAAGCGUUCAUCUCCUGGUUUCGUUCAACCCAGGGUACAGACGGCGGUUGGAGUAUCGCGCCAGGCCAGGGGGGUAAUAUCUCGGUGACAGUAGAAGCGUAUCUGGCCUUGAAGAUCCUGGGAGUCUCGGAGGAUGAUGCGGCAAUGCGCAGCGCACGAGACUUUGCUAUCUCAGCAGGUGGUGUCGCAAGGGUCCGCAUCUUUACCCGCAUAUACCUCGCCAUGUUCGGCUUAUUCCCUUGGGCCGCUGUACCAGAAUUGCCCCCGGAGUUGAUCCUGCUGCCUUCAAGGGUACCGGUCAAUAUGUAUCACUGGUCAGCUUGGGCGCGGGCCACUGUGGUGCCUCAUCUUAUUAUCUCGCACCAUCGCCCAAUCUACGCUCUUCCAGAUGGAAAGUCAGCCUCUAGCAAUUACCUAGACGAGCUGUGGUGCGACCCGGGGAAUAAAAUGGUACCAUACAAUCAUGACCCGACGGCGUGGAGGUCGGACCCAUUUACAAUUUUCUUCACUUUAGCCGACUCGAUUCUGCACAGUCUGAACGGAUUGAGAUCAUUGAAUCCCCUUCGCCGCUUUGCUCUUCGGAAGUGCGUUGACUGGAUUCUGGAGCAUCAGGAGGGUACGGGAGACAUUGGAGACAUUAUGCCGGCGCUACACGGAGCUAUGCUUGCCCUGAGUCUUGAAGGAUAUCCGGUGAACUCAGACCCGAUCCGCCGAGGCCUGGAAGCCAUUGAACGCUUCGCACAUCAUGACAAACAGGGGAAAAGAAUUCAAACCACCGUCUCGGCAUUCUGGGACACUAGCUUAAUGCUUAUAGCUCUCGGCGACGCAGGCAUGGCGUCCAGCCCGUGGCUCACAAGGUCUUUGGGCUGGAUACAGCAACAUCAGAGAUUGGGCAACUAUGGGGACUGGAAGGUAAACAACCUUGCACUAAAGGCCGGCGGGUUCGGUUUCGGGUAUUUCAAUACUUGGUACCCUGAUGCGGAUGAUACAGCCUCCGCGGUCCUGGCAAUGAUUCGGCAGGACGAGCGGCUGGUUUGCUCGGCCUCCGUUCUGGAUGCGCUAAAUUGGCUUCUUGGGAUGCAAAAUACGGACGGGGGCUGGGGUGCCUUUGAUCGGGACAAUAAUAACCUCUUUCUGAACAAGAUCCCGUUCAGCGACAUGGAAGCGUUGUGUGAUCCCUCCACUCCGGAUGUCACCGGCCACGUCCUGGAGGCUUUUGGAGUUUUCUUAGCAGUCAGUGCACGGCAACAAUCCCAGAAUAAAGCAAACGUCUUCACUGAUCGCAUUGUGUCGGCGUCUCAAAGAGCGAUAUGCUACUUGUCCGCCACACAGGAACCAUCUGGCACCUGGUACGGGCGAUGGGGCUGCAACUACAUCUACGGAACAAGUGCUGUACUCUGCGCAUUGGCGUAUUUUGACUCGAAGAACGACACAUUGACCAGCGCUAGGAGUGUAAAAGAUGCAGUCAACCAAGCAAUUCUAUGGCUGGAGACUGUUCAAAACCAAGACGGUGGCUGGGGUGAGACGGUCGAUUCCUAUAAAGAUCCUUCGCGAGCUGGGUCUGGCCCAUCGACGGCAUCACAGACGGCCUGGGGGAUUAUGGCUCUCCUCCCAUACUUGCCACCGUCCUCAGGGGUAAUCCAACGGGGGGUGGAGUACCUCUUGCGGACGCAGACAAAGACUGCUUCUCAGGGAGCUACCUGGCACGAGAAGGCUUAUACCGGUACUGGAUUUCCCAAGUACUUCUACAUGGGAUAUUCGUUCUACUCUCAUUACUUUCCCAUGAUGGCGCUUGGCCGUUACGCUUAUCCAUGCCCCGAGUGGCACGAGGAUUGGAGGCCGAAGAAAGAGUAA
Molecule: messenger RNA, 2085 nt
Organism: Aspergillus lentulus
Lineage: Eukaryota; Fungi; Ascomycota; Eurotiomycetes; Eurotiales; Aspergillaceae
Product: terpene cyclase/mutase family protein
Biological process (GO): triterpenoid biosynthetic process
Cellular component (GO): lipid droplet
Molecular function (GO): intramolecular transferase activity
Source: RefSeq, a predicted model, not a curated record